Messenger RNA from Arachis ipaensis, 1101 nucleotides. The record is from RefSeq and is a predicted model, not a curated record. Lineage: Eukaryota; Viridiplantae; Streptophyta; Magnoliopsida; Fabales; Fabaceae.
UCUUCUCUGUGUUCAUCCUCUUCCUCUCUUCUUCUUCAAGAACUUUGCAUGCAAUAAAAUCUGUGGAAAUGGCCAAAAAACACAAAGCUAGAGAUGUUGAUCGUCCUGAGCUUCACAUUGUAAAUUAUUUGUCUGAUCCUAAUUAUAGUUCACGGAUGAUGACAUGUGACCACCCACUGCCUCCUGAUCGGUACCAUCCGAGUGUAGAGGAUCAUUUACGGGUUACUGGAUUUUAUCAUGCCUCUCAGAUUGGAGUAGUUCAAUGCCAGAAAGCAUUGAUAAAUGCUCUAGUGGAGAGGUGGCGGCCGGAAACACACACCUUCCACCUUCCGAUUGGUGAGUGCACAGUGACGCUGGAGGAUGUAGCCGUUAUUUUGGGCCUCCUGACGAACGGCCUUCCGGUGACAGGGAUGACCUUGAGCAGCUUCGAAGCAUUGGAGGGUGAGUGUUUCCAUCAGUUUGGGGUUGCACCGAGGAAGGCCGACUGCAGAGGGAGCGGCAUAAAAUUGACAUGGCUUAGGAAUCUGAAAGAAUGUAUACAACUGACUGACGAAAACAGUAUGCAGAGGUACGUCAAGUGCCACAUUAUGUUGUUAUUGGGUACUAUCUUACUUGGAGACAAGUCAGGGGCAUCUGUGCACUGGAAGUUUCUACCUUUGCUCCGGGAUUUUCAUAGUAUCAGUCAUUUUAGUUGGGGAUCGGCAUGUUUGGCGCACCUAUACAAGUCCUUAUGCCGGGCAUCUCGUUUUGAUUGUAAAGAAAUCGAUGGUCCGUUAACACUUCUGCUAGCUUGGUUUUGGAUCCGCCUACCCUAUCUUGCGCCCCCUACUAGGGAACCCCGCAGUUUUCCGCUUGCAAACAGGUGGCGUAACUGGGAGCGUGGUGACAAUCGGUAUAGAUAUCUUAGCCUCGCCCACUUUAGAAAGGCAUUAGAUGAGGUUUAGGAAGGGCAGGUGUGUUUUUAUUAGAAAAGUAUUUGUCUCGAACUGAGGUUGACUGUUAUUUGGCUUGUAAUCAUGUGUGUCUUGUGCUGUGUGCAGUUCGUGUGGGUUGCUUAUGGUGUGGAUCGCAUUGAUCCGGGCAUAAAUCUACUGUCCUGGG